Xiphias gladius (swordfish) is the source of this 4342-nucleotide messenger RNA. RefSeq names its product thyroid hormone receptor associated protein 3a (gene thrap3a). The transcript has 11 exons. The coding region runs from base 383 to 3217 and encodes 944 amino acids. The record is from RefSeq and is a predicted model, not a curated record. Gene Ontology annotation, cellular component: mediator complex. Gene Ontology annotation, biological process: positive regulation of transcription by RNA polymerase II. Gene Ontology annotation, molecular function: transcription coregulator activity; DNA binding. Lineage: Eukaryota; Metazoa; Chordata; Actinopteri; Istiophoriformes; Xiphiidae.
AUGACCCCCGCCCCCCCCUCCGUUCACUGCGUUCAUUCAUGUAAACAAGGUGUUUUGACAGACGGCAGUAAAGGCGGAAGGGAAUACGAAUCUCCGAGCCGCACGGAGCAGUCACACCCCCUUUCUCUGAGCACCAGAAGACUCAGAGCCGACGCACACACACACACACACACACACACACACAGACACACACACACACACACAGGCACAGGCACAAACACUUGACACACGUCGGGCACAAGGGCACAGACACACAACUGACCGGGGAGAAAUUGUCUUGAAAUCACUUCUGCAGCAGCCUAUUACGCCUCGGUGCCUGAAUGUAACGCGACAAUAUACCGAACGACAACGCCGACCGUUUUGAGGUGGGCUGGCUGCAGUGAUGUCCAGAUCCACAAAAUCAGGCUCAAGGUCUCGGAGCCGUUCAAGGUCCCGGUCAAGAUCCCGGUCCACCUCAUACUCCAGAAGUGGCUCCCGGUCCCGAUCCAGGAAGCAUCGUUACAGCUCUAGGUCUCGGUCACGGUCAAGGUCAAGAUCUCAUUCUCCAUCUUAUAACCGGGAGAAGAAGUAUCCGAGAGGAUACCAGAACAACCGGGAGUUCCGGGGCUACCACCGCGGCUUCCGGAGGCCGUACAACUUCAGGGGCCGAGGGCGGGGCUACUUCCCACGUGGACGGUACCAGCGUGGCGGUGGGGGGGGUGGUGGCAACUACAACAACAACAACUUCCGGCCCAACUGGAAGAAUUACAAGCAGCACCCUCAAAAGCAGCAACAACAGCAGCAGCAUCAUCAUCAGCAAAACCACUCGCGAGGGCGAUUGCACAGCCUCCAGGAACGCUCAGGAAGCCCCCCCCACGGUCACUCUCACCACAACGACCGAUCCUCCUCACCCCUAUCCAGAAACUCUCAGCAUUCUUCCUCCUCCUCGCACUCGUCCUCCCCCAAAUGCAGGCCAGCCUUGUCGCUGGCUAAUCAGAACUCCAAAGAUGCGAAAGAGGACCAGUCAGCCUCAGAGGAGGUCCAAAAGGCAGGAGGGGGAGAUGGGGAGCCAGGGGACCUCGUCAGGGUGUCGGCCGGAGAUGCCAAGGAAGGCACGGGCAGUGGGAAAACUGAGGGGAACUGGCAGGGCCUGACAGACUGCAGCAGCAGUCCAAAGAGAACCAGUACUCUGGCAAAUCCUGCUGUUACUGUUGGUCAGAGCAGCCAGACUUCUAACCAGUCCGCUCCCUCCCCUAAAAACACAAAUGAAACCAGCAAUGGCGCCCCCUCCUGGCAGACGGUGCGUAGUUCAUCCCCCACAAAAAGACCCUCACAAGGUCUAAAUCCAAUGCUCUCCAGCUUUGACUUCUUCUCCAAUGAGGAAUACCUGGAUGGAGAUAGGAAAGCAAUCUCCUUUGCCUUCAGAAAGUUCCUGGAGGAGCAAAAUAAAAAAGCUACAUCUGCUUGGGAAAAUGGCAAGAACACAGAGGCAAAUGAUGAGGAUAUGGAGCAGGGAAAAGUGAAUGGCAAAGCGUCGGCAGUUAACACUGAUUCAGUGUCAAGGAAGUACAAAGAGGACAUUGAUGGUGAAGUGUCUCUGAACAGCUUUUUGAAAACCUCUCCUUUUCUGUCUGCUGAUGGGGAGGAAGAGGAGGAGCUGAUCAUCAAGCCUCAGUCAAAGUCACUUCACAAAGACUGGCACAAUGGGGACGAGUCCGCUAAGCCAAAGAGCAAGGUCACUCACUCGGCACGGGAACUGUUUGAAGAGUGCUUUGGCAAAUGGCAGAAUGCGGCCUGUUCACAGGUAGCUGACAGUGACCUCGACGCCAUGGCAGAGGAGAUAUAUCUCAGUCGAAAGCAGGAUAAAGCGGCAGCCAUCGCCGCUGCCCUCGCCAAAAGGGAGUUAGCAGGAAAACUUAAGGAACUCUCCCCAGACACAAGUUGUAAAGCCAGGAAGAUGGCAAAAUCUCCCUCUAUCCCAUCAUCUACACCACCACCAAGGAGGAACUCUGACAGAGAGAUGUUUAUGGUCAGGGGAGAGGACUCGCCUUACAUGUCCUCAAGGAAACAGGAAGCCAAAUUUAAUAUCAGAAUGGAUUUCCUUGGAGAUAGUCUGAUAGGCUCUUCUGACAUUUUAGCUGAGGAGCGCCAGUUGUCUCAGGAUCUUGUGCAAUCCUCAAAAAAGGAUCAGGAGUUUCGCUCCAUCUUUCAACAUGUUCAGAAUGCUCAGAUACACAGGAGUCCCUCUGAGCUGUUUGCUCAACACAUUGUCACCAUCGUUCACCACAUUAAAGCUCAGCACUUUCCGUCCUCUGGCAUGACUCUAAACGAGCGAUUCACCAUGUACCAUAGACGAGCUGCAGAGAAGGAAAUGAUGAAGCCAAGAAAAAGCCCAGAGAUACACAGAAGAAUUGAUGUUUCGACAAGUGCUUUUAAGAAACACUCUCAACUUUUUGAGGCGAUGAAAAGCUCAGAGGAUGGCACUUACAAGGACGGUGGGGAAAAAAUAAAGGGUGACCCAAUGGACCUUCGUUUGGAUAUUGAGCGCCGUAAAAAGUAUUCCACCCAUGAAAAAGAUUAUAAUCAGAUUCGAGGAAGAGACAUGGGAGUGUCCCCGGAUUCUAGUAGAGAGAGAUCUGUGGAAAAAUUCUCCAAAUGCCACAAGAGAUCAAAGAAAAGUAAGAACAAGCGCUCUCGCUCAAGUUCGUCCUCAUCUUCCUCAUCCUUUAAGUCCGAACAAGAAGGAGAUUUGCCCCAGGACAAGUCUGAUCCCAAAGAUGAAGGCUUUAAUAGGGCCCGACUGGGUCAAAAGGAGUCUCCAGGGCCCGAAAGAGGAAGGCUGCGUGGAGGAUUUCAAGUACGAAUUCGUGGAAGGGGCUGGAACAGAGGCAUUUGUCAAGGGAACAGUUCACAUAGUAACCCCAUAAACAUGGCAGGACAACAAAAAAGUGAAGACUGGGACCCAGAGUACACUCCCAAGAGCAGACAAUACUACUUGCACGACGACAGAAACGGGGAGGCAGAGUGUAACUGGUCGGACAGUCGAGGGCGAGGGCGUGGAAGCUUCUCGCGUGGAAGGGCGCGAUUCAUCAUCCGGAAAGCCACUGGGGGCUCCAACCCCGAUAGCCCCAGAUGGGCCCCUGAAAACUUCCAGGUCAACGGGGAGCAAGGUGGUGCACAGGAAGAGGAGACAGAACAGGACCAUAAAGAGGGAAAAACAGAUGGAGAGAAUACUUGAGCGGUGAACCAGUCUGCUGAAAAUCUUAAUUGUCUUCUUCGUUGUUAUAGGAACUGACUAAGUGAUUUUAUCCACCACAAUGCAUCGAUAAAUACAGAUCAAAAUGUUUUAGGACUCAGCUAUCACUAGGAAAAGUUUUAAGCUUUAAUUUCACUGUAGGAUACUCACUUGGACUGGACACAACCGUUUCCUACAUCAGGAUACAGCUUGUUACUAGUACAACCACUGUUUAGGGGUGAAAUGCUGUUUGUCAUGAAAACUCACAAGUUUGUGUCACAUGUUUCUUUGCUUUUUAUAAUAAACCAAAUUCUUCUGUGCACCAUUUUGGUGAUAUUUACACUUUUCUCACUUGGGUAAUUAGAAAAUAACUCCUUAAUUGCUCUUGUAUUUUGAAGUAACAAGAAAAAAAUAAAUUAUAAAUCAAAUCAGCUUGUGCCUUAUACUUGUGAAAAUUGAGAUAUGUUUUCUGCAUUAGGGCACGAGAUAAAUUAUGGUACUGGUAAAUGCAAUGAAAUCUAAUUCAAUUACCUAAACAUGAGGUGGGGGGAGUAGUUGGGUUGUUUUGAACUUUGUCUUGUCUGGAUAAAAAUGACGGCAAUAAAUACACGUUGGUUCAUGUUGACAUUAAAAAAAAAAAAAGACAAAAAAAGAAAAGAGAAAAAAAAAACUGUUUUGCUAAUUCUACAAAUUAUCCUGAUCUGACAAUGGGACCAAACUGUACGGGGUCAAAGGUUAAGCUCUGCAGUCUUUCAUUGUACAACAUCCAACAGAUCUACAAUACAAGCUGGCAGCACAGGAGACUGUUAUUAUUAGGAUAAUGUACAUGAAAUAUUUUGCUAUCAGAGAUUUCUACUCUUUACAGUGGCUGUUUGCUUGACCUCUGAUACCACUAAUCAAUGUGUAAUAUUGAUAGUGAUUAUAUUUUUUCCUCCAGAGACAUUCAUUGUAGUUUUUGUACCUAUCUAGGUGGGAUUAUGAAUGUAAUGUAAAGGAGAAUGUGUUCCUAUUGCAGUAGAUUUUUAUGUGAUUUAUAUUUGCUGAUUUCAAACUUUUCUCCAGACAAUGAUCAGUUACGCAAAUUGUGUGCAACUGUGUCGACAUUGUGAUAAAACAGGUUCAAAAUUA